CAAAGGAUAUUUUGGCGUUUAUGAAGUACUACUUUGUGGUGUAUUAGGCACUACAGUAUCUCGAAACACAGAUUCAACGAAUGUUUUCUUAUACGGAAUUCAAUGUGGCAUUUCUGUCUUCGAUAGAAUCACUUGUGGGCUGUAGUUAUGUUGAAUUGAAAAUCAAACCUUACGAAAUUUUACCGAAGAUUAUUUCUGAACUUCUGAUAAAAGAACAUGAUAAUCAGCUAUUUGAAAUACACAAGACUAUUAAGCUUAUGGAAAUAUCAUAUUAUAUUCUUAUAUUCAGUCCUGACGUCAUCGCAUGGUUACGAAUAACAAUAUUUAUCGAUAUGGGAAUUUUAGAUGAGUGAUUUUAUUUUACAAAGACUAAGAUUGGAAAAUAUAGAACUGUUAUAUCCCGAGGAGAAUAAUGAAUGGUAACUGUUGGGAUCUAUUUCUAUAUUAAUAAUAUACGUAUAUUUUUAUCGUAUAAUUAUUAAAUAACUAAACUAUUCAUAUUCGUGUUCCUCUUAUCAUAAGCUUUGUUUUGACCUAUGAACUAUUAUUAUAUGAUUUACCAUUCUUGAGUUAUGCCCAGUUCAUCAAUUACUAUCUCCCUUAUUCACAGCUACAUUUGGCUAAAUCUUGCACAAAUGUUGUUUCCUAUUUUAUGGUACGAUGUGGUCUGUUCGGUUCGUAUAUAAACCCAGUAUGUUUGAAAUAAAUUAUUCAUAUCGCAGAG
Molecule: messenger RNA, 724 nt
Organism: Schistosoma spindalis
Lineage: Eukaryota; Metazoa; Platyhelminthes; Trematoda; Strigeidida; Schistosomatidae
Source: the annotation of a GenBank genome assembly